AUGGCGCCGUUUCCUUACACCUGCGAUGUAGAUGCUGAGCCUCUACAUCAAUACAGACCCGGCGAUUACCAUCCUGUCCAUCUUGGUGACCAGCUGAAAAAUAGAAGAUACAAGAUCCUCCACAAAGUCGGAUGGGGUGGUUACUCAACCAUAUGGGCUGCUCGAGACCGAGAUCUAAAACGAUAUGCUGCUGUGAAGAUCUUGAUGGCGAAAUCGAUGAGCAACCAUGAGACUAGUAUCCUGCAACUGAUUCCAUCCUCUCCCCGUUGUACACACCGAGGCCAAGAAUACAUCGUUCAACUUCUCGACAACUUUUCCCUCGAGGGGCCCAAUGGAAAACACCCAUGUCUUGUUUUGGAACUCUUGGGAGCUAGUGUUUCUGAUUUGAUAGAUGCCUACCUUUGCGAUGAGAGACUCCUAGCUGAAGCAGCUCGGUCUAUUUCCUAUCAGGUCAUGACAGGUGUAGACUUUCUCGCGCAGCUAAAUAUCGGCCAUGGAGCUCUGAAACUACACUACCUCGACUCGCUGAACGAGCAGGAGUUCAUAAACACGCUCAAGCAGCCCGCGCUUGGACAAGUGAAGCGAACCGACGGGUCUGUUUCAGAGGCACAUGUGCCUUCGUAUCUCGUCUGGUCUACCCGCUUCGAAGCAAAACAUUCAUUCCUUCCUCACCAAGCCCCUUCUACAUUACACACCCCGCUUGCAGUUCGAGCCCCGGAAGUUUUAUUCAACGAUCCGAUCGACCGUCGCGCUGAUUUAUGGAGUCUGGGGUGUUUACUCUAUGAAUUAUUCGCCGGCCAACCCCCAUUCGACAGUACCCUGGCGAAGACUCCUCAUAUGAUCUCGCGAAUGAUCCGAGUUUCUACCGACGAGUUGCCGGACCGAUGGCAGGCGAAAUGGCAGCUAAUGCAGGAAUCAUUACAACAGGUACAGCGUGAUGAGGAUAAUAUCGAGCCAAUACCUAGUACACUUCGAGAAUUACUAGAUUACGAUUAUCAUUGGGAGGCGCAGAGGCACAGUGAGCUUACAGCACAAGAUUUAGAUAGGAUCAGUGAGCUCGCGGGACUUCUGUUGAGAUGGGAGCCGGCGCGAAGGUCGUCUGUAAAGGAUAUCGCAAGUGACCCAUGGUUCCAUGAUGGCGGUACACGGAUAUCCGAUUGA
This is a messenger RNA of Xylaria bambusicola, 1161 nucleotides long. RefSeq names its product kinase-like domain-containing protein. NCBI's taxonomy places the organism in Eukaryota, Fungi, Ascomycota, Sordariomycetes, Xylariales, Xylariaceae. The transcript is spliced from 5 exons. Bases 1 to 1161 code for a protein of 386 amino acids. Gene Ontology annotation, molecular function: ATP binding; protein kinase activity. Gene Ontology annotation, biological process: regulation of mRNA processing; spliceosomal complex assembly; protein phosphorylation. The record is from RefSeq and is a predicted model, not a curated record.